Condylura cristata (star-nosed mole) is the source of this 1843-nucleotide messenger RNA. It is a transcript of the gene SIX2, whose product is annotated as SIX homeobox 2. Gene Ontology annotation, molecular function: DNA-binding transcription factor activity, RNA polymerase II-specific; RNA polymerase II cis-regulatory region sequence-specific DNA binding. The coding region runs from base 105 to 995 and encodes 296 amino acids. Gene Ontology annotation, biological process: kidney development; regulation of transcription by RNA polymerase II. The transcript is spliced from 2 exons. Gene Ontology annotation, cellular component: transcription regulator complex; nucleus. NCBI's taxonomy places the organism in Eukaryota, Metazoa, Chordata, Mammalia, Eulipotyphla, Talpidae. The record is from RefSeq and is a predicted model, not a curated record.
CCCGCCCGCCUCUCGGCCCCGGACGGCCCGGCUGGGAGGCUCCCAUGCCGGACCGCGAAGCUCGGUGAGGGCGCGCGUGGGCGGGCGGGGGCUCAGCCGGCACCAUGUCCAUGCUGCCCACCUUCGGCUUCACACAGGAGCAAGUGGCGUGCGUGUGCGAGGUGCUGCAGCAGGGCGGCAACAUCGAGCGACUGGGCCGUUUCUUGUGGUCGCUGCCGGCCUGCGAGCACCUCCACAAGAAUGAAAGCGUGCUCAAGGCCAAGGCGGUGGUGGCCUUCCACCGCGGCAACUUCCGCGAGCUCUACAAGAUCCUGGAGAGCCACCAGUUCUCGCCGCACAACCACGCCAAGCUGCAGCAGCUGUGGCUCAAGGCGCACUACAUCGAGGCGGAGAAGCUGCGCGGCCGGCCCCUGGGCGCUGUGGGCAAGUACCGCGUGCGCCGCAAAUUCCCACUGCCGCGAUCCAUUUGGGACGGCGAGGAGACCAGCUAUUGCUUCAAGGAAAAGAGCCGCAGCGUGCUGCGCGAGUGGUACGCGCAUAACCCCUACCCCUCACCCCGCGAGAAGCGCGAGCUGGCGGAGGCCACGGGCCUCACCACCACGCAGGUCAGCAACUGGUUCAAGAACCGGCGGCAGCGCGACCGGGCAGCCGAGGCCAAGGAAAGGGAGAACAGCGAGAACUCCAACUCCAACAGCCACAACCCGCUGGCGGCGUCGCUAAACGGCAGCGGCAAAUCGGUGCUAGGCAGCUCAGAGGACGAGAAGACGCCGUCGGGGACGCCAGACCACUCCUCGUCCAGCCCCGCGCUGCUGCUCAGCCCGCCGCCGCCGCCCGGGCUGCCGUCGCUGCACAGCCUGGGCCAUCCUCCGGGCCCCAGCGCCGUGCCAGUGCCCGUGCCGGGCGGAGGGGGCGCCGACCCGCUGCAGCACCACCACGGCCUGCAGGACUCCAUCCUCAACCCCAUGUCGGCCAACCUCGUGGACCUGGGCUCCUAGAGCCCCGCCUCCCGCUCGUGCUGGCCGGCGGGCGCCGGGCGCUGGGGACCUAACAGAGACCAUGUCGGGAGGGCGCCAGGCGCGGGCGGCCCCACCAGGUACUGACUGACAAACCACAGGCUGAGCAGGCAGAACCGCCGCCCGGCCCGGGGCUCGGCGGUGGACUCUCUGGCUUGGUCUUUGUUUGGCAUUUAUUUUCAACAAGUUGCUUUUUGAGAUCCUUUGGAGGCAUCUGACCGGGUCUUGAACCAGGGAAGGGAAUAAAUUAUACACAAUUUUCACACUCACCCUAUUUCUCUUCUCUCUUCCCUCUCUUCCUCGUUCUUUCUUCCUCUUCCUUUCCAUUCCUUCUCCCCUUUCUGCUUGCCACAUCCCCUUUGUCUUUGUUGCUCUUCCACAUGUCUGGCUUCUCCGACAAAGUUUCUAUUUGUCUGCCUUCUCCUCCCUGACACCUCUUGGGGCUCCUGGCUGCUAGAUCUGUACCCCUCAGUCUCUCCUCCUGCCUGACCCUCGAAUUGCCCUCCUUCACCUCUCACUUGCCUGGGGCUGAGGUGGGAGAGAGAAGAGCAAAGGAAAGACAGGUCUUUGAACUCCGGCCUUGUCCAGAGCCUGCCACACGCACGUGUCAGCUUGGCCCUGGGAGCUAAAGUGAAAGAAAGAGCCACAGCAGCCUCUGCCAUUUGCAUCUCUCUGUCUCUCUGUGUCUCUGGCUCUCUCACUCUGAGGCCCCACAUGGGCUCACCUCUCGCUCCUGGGACCGUGGCCACGUUGUUUCCAGCAGAGCGUGCCUCCCAAGCCUCGGACUUGCCAUCUCCCUUUCUGCCCUCAUGUGAAUGUUCUUCGGGAAA